AUGCAGCCUGCCCCCUCCAACCUCUCCUCCUUCCGGCCGGCCUCUUUCCUGCUCCUGGGCAUCCCCGGCCUGGAAUCGCUGCACGUCUGGCUGGCUCUGCCCUUCUACUCCAUGUACUUGAUGGCCCUGCUGGGGAACUGCACGAUUCUCCUGGUCAUCAAGACAGACCCAAGUCUGCACCAGCCCAUGUACCUCUUCCUCUCCAUGCUGUCCCUCACUGACCUGGUGCUGUCCACCUCCGCCAUGCCCAAGAUGCUGGCCAUAUUCUGGCUGGGCGCCAGGCGCAUUGGCUUUAGUGCCUGCCUGGCCCAGAUGUUCUUCAUCCACUCGUUCACUGCCAUGGAGUCCGGGUUCUUCCUGGCCAUGGCGUACGACCGCUAUGUGGCCAUUUGCAACCCCUUGCAGCACACCACUACCCUCACAGGAGCCCGCAUUGCAGUGAUUGGCGGUGCAGUGUUGGCACGAGGCGUGAUGUUCUUCUCCCCGCACCCAUUCCUGGUGAGCCAGCUUCCCUUCUGCAACUCCAAAGUCAUUGCCCACAGCUACUGUGAGUUUAUGGCCGUGGUGAAACUCGCCUGUGCAGACACGGCCGUCACAAAGGCGUACAGCCUGACCGUGGCAUCCCUCAUUGGAGCCAUUGAUGUUCUCUUCAUUGGGAUGUCCUAUGGGCUGAUCUUGCGCACUGUCUGCCACCUGCCCUCCAAAGAGGCUGGCCUGAAGGCCCUGGGGACCUGUGGGUCCCACAUCUGUGUCAUCCUUAUUUUCUACACCACAGCUGUCUUCACCUUCCUCACCCACCGCUUCAGCCACGGCAGCAUCCCACAUCACGUCCACAUCCUCAUCGCCAACAUCUACCUGCUGGUGCCACCAACGCUGAACCCCAUUAUCUAUGGGGUGAGGACUAAACAAAUCCGGAGGCGGCUGCUCCGGCAGAAGAGAGGCUUGGAGAAACCCUGCCACAGUGUUGGGGAAGGGGGUUCUAUCUUGCUGCUCCCCUUUGGAGGGCAGGGGGACCUGAUCAGGGCCGUGUUGAGCUGCGCACAGGGGACGGCCCUCCCAGGCAGACAUAGGGGGCUGUCAGGGGCUGAGGGUUUCACGUGCCUCCUGGCAAAAGCAGUGCAACGUAUGCUCAGAGGAGGGGAGCGGCAUGCUGUCAAGGUGGUUGCCACCUUCCUGGGCUGCCUCCGUGCCUCGGACGAGGCAGGCUGCUGCCAACGCGCCCUCCCCUCCGUGCUCAGGCCCUUCCUUGCCGCCGCAUCUGCCGUUCUGAGAGCAGACAGGCCUGGCCGAUGCCCCUGGGCCAGCCCUGGUUGUCAGAGAUCCGGUCCUGGCGUGAAGCAACGCUUCCCAUCCGGAGGGGACAGUUUGGAAGCAGAACGUGAAGCUCCAUCUGAGGACGGCUCUGGCCAUGUGCUGGCUGGCCAGGCUGAGAACCUGGGAGGAAAUUCCCACAGCCGGUCUGGAGCCACUGCUGGGCUUGGUGGUCAGUCCCCACAACCGACCCACGCAAAGGGCUGA
Messenger RNA from Eublepharis macularius, 1518 nucleotides. RefSeq names its product olfactory receptor 52K2-like. Gene Ontology annotation, cellular component: membrane. Gene Ontology annotation, biological process: G protein-coupled receptor signaling pathway. The record is from RefSeq and is a predicted model, not a curated record. The transcript has 3 exons. Gene Ontology annotation, molecular function: G protein-coupled receptor activity; olfactory receptor activity. Bases 1 to 1518 code for a protein of 505 amino acids. Lineage: Eukaryota; Metazoa; Chordata; Lepidosauria; Squamata; Eublepharidae.